GAAAGAGCGCGUCGGAGCGCCGGAGCUUCCUUUUUCUGCGCCGGGAGGUUCCCGUGCGGCUGGCCAACAUCAUGCGGGAGAUCCAGCUGCUGCCAGACAGCCUCCUGCAGCAGCCAUCCUGCCGUCAGGUCGCCGAUUGGUACAUGCAGAGUUUUAAUGACAUCCUGGUGUACGAGGCAGCGGACCCGCAAGGCUCUGCAGUGCUGGAUGAUUUCUGUGAGACGCUGAUCAAGAUCCGGAACCGGCACAGCAGCGUGGUGCAGACCAUGGCCGAGGGUGUCAUCGAGCUGAAGGGCAGCACGCGCGUGGACGCGUCCACCGAGAACAACAUCCAGUACUUCCUCGACCGCUUUUACAUGAGCCGCAUCAGCAUCAGGAUGCUCAUCAAUCAGCACUCGCUUCUGUUUGGCCACCAGGGCGAGGGCAACCCCCGCAACGUGGGCUGCAUCGACCCCUACUGCAACGUGGUGCACGUGAUCGAGGACGCGGCGGCCAACGCGCGCUUCCUCUGCGACCGCUACUACCAGGCCUCGCCAGAGCUCCGCAUCGCACAGUUCAACGAGGUGUUCCGGCGCAACAACAAAGACCCCGGAGCCAAGGAGCCGCCGAUCCAGCUGGUGUACGUGCCAUCCCACCUGUACCAUAUCCUGUUCGAGCUGCUGAAGAACGCCAUGCGCGCCGUGGUGGAGCACCAUCAGGAAGCGUCGGAGCUGCCGCCCAUCGAGCUGCUGGUCGUCAACGGAGACGAGGACCUCGUCAUCAAGAUCAGUGACCGGGGCGGCGGAGUAACCCGCAGCACUAGCGAGCAGCUAUUCCACUACAUGUACUCCACGGCGCCCAAGCCGUCGCCGGCGGACGACGCGCCGCCGCUGGCCGGUUACGGCUAUGGCCUGCCGCUGUCCAGACUGUACGCCAGGUACUUCCAGGGGGACCUCAUCGUGAACUCGCUGGAAGGCUACGGGACGGACGCCAUCAUCUACCUCAAGGCCCUGGCCAAGGACGCCAGCGAGGUGCUGCCCGUGUUCAACAAGGCGUGCGAGCGACACUACCGGAGCGCGGCGCAGGCGCCCGACUGGUCGUCGCACAUCCACAGCAACGGCACCAACGGCAACGGCAAUGGCGGCUUCGUCAACAGUGUGGGCUCGCCCCGGAGGGCGCGGCGCUGACGUCGGCGAGCCUAGCUGGCCGAGAACGCUGACGCCGGCGAGUCUAGCCGACCGAGAGCGCUGACGCCGGCGAGCUUAGCUGGCCGAGAACGCUGAAGCCGGCGA
Pollicipes pollicipes is the source of this 1271-nucleotide messenger RNA. RefSeq names its product pyruvate dehydrogenase (acetyl-transferring) kinase, mitochondrial. Gene Ontology annotation, molecular function: pyruvate dehydrogenase (acetyl-transferring) kinase activity. Lineage: Eukaryota; Metazoa; Arthropoda; Thecostraca; Pollicipedomorpha; Pollicipedidae. The record is from RefSeq and is a predicted model, not a curated record. Gene Ontology annotation, biological process: regulation of glucose metabolic process; protein phosphorylation. Gene Ontology annotation, cellular component: mitochondrion.